AUGACGUCCCAAAUGACAAACGACAUAAGUGACAUAGGAAUGACAAAUACAGAGGCAGACUCUUCGCAAGCACACGCUCAUGAAGCAACAUCAAGUGUAACUCCCGACGAUGCAACCUCCAGCAAUGCAGCUACACCAUCGGGGAGCGAAGGAGCAUCAAGACAGUCUAAUCUUCAACGCAUACAGCAUAGAAAACAGCAAGUUUACAAUUGGCCACAUAACAAGAAACUACUUAAACUUGCUAUAUAUUCUGCUUGUCAAACUCCUGAUUGUAACUGUAAUGGAUGGAAGACUCCUAUCCAGCAACAAACGGCAAAAGCAAAUGCAAGAUCAGAUAGCCAGCCAUUAGCCAAUUUCACGGACCCUUGCCGCAAUUGCAAUCACAUAUUGGAAAAACAUGUUACCCAGUUGCAAGGAUUGGCGAUGUCGGAGGUUAAUCGUCUUUUAGGGGCUGUGGUAGAUGUAGAGAACAUUUUCAUGUCAAUGCACAGAGAAGAUGAUCAUGAUACCAAGCGUGUUUAUUAUUACCUGUUUAAGUUAUUGAGAAAGUGCAUCCUGACACGGUCUCAUCCUCGCAUUGAGGGUCCACUGGGUCAACCGCCGUUUGAACGGCCCUCCAUAGCUAAGGCCAUCACUAAUUUUGUCCUGUACAAAUUCAAUACGCUGCCACAGAGAGAGUGGCAGACAAUGUAUGAUCUGGCUAAAAUGUUUCUGCACUGUUUCAACCAUUGGAAUUUUGAGACUCCAAGUGUUAGGAAACUGCAAGUAUCUAAUCCAGAGGACAUAUCAGCAUAUCAAAUAAAUUACACAAGAUGGUUGGUGUUCUGCCACGUGCCGGCGUUCUGCGACUCUUUGCCCCAUUUCGAGACGUCGCUUGUGUUCGGGCGGACGUUGCUUCGCGCCGUGUUCAAGUCUGUGUGCCGCCAGCUGAUGGACAAGUGCCAUUCGGAACGCGACCGUAUGCCGCCCGAGAAAAGGGUAUUGGUUCUGACGCACUUCCCACGUUUUCUGGCACUGCUUGAGGAAGAGAUAUUUAGUGUCAACUCACCCAUUUGGGACCCAGAGUACAAGCAAGUGCCACCUAAUCACCUGCAAGCGAUAUUAGAUAACAAAAAUAGUGGACGGCGUGGGGAGUUCGAGAGGGUCACCGCGGCAGGCGAGAGCAAGGACGGCUUUACGACCGUCUCCCUAUCCUCAGGGUCGGUGAAGCAGGAGGGCGCGAAGCGGGCGGCGGAGUCGCGGUCCGGCGAGGCGCCCGGCGGCGGCGCCAAGCGGCGGCGGCUGGCGGACGGCGACGGCGAUGACGUCAGCGAGCGCACCGUCGCCGAGAUCGUCGCCACCAUCACCGACCCCAACUACAUGUGCGGGCCCGACGCGCUGUUCCAAAUGCAAGCGCCAAGGGAUGAAGCCGCCAAGCUGGAAGAACAGAGGAAGAUGAUAGAGUUCCACGUGAUCGGGAACUCACUCACGGGCCCAGUAAACAAGCAGACUAUGCUAUGGCUCAUCGGCCUCCACAACGUGUUCUCACACCAGCUGCCUGAAAUGACUAAGGAGUAUAUAUCGCAACUGGUCUUUGAUCCAAAGCACAAAACAUUGGCCCUGAUCAAGGAAGGGAGACCUAUUGGCGGGAUUUGCUUUAGAACUUUUCAUUCACAGGGUUUCAGCGAGAUAGUGUUCUGCGCAGUGACCUCCAACGAGCAGGUGAAGGGCUACGGGACCCACUUGAUGAACCACCUGAAGGAUUACCACAUCAGGAACAACAUCCUUCACUUCCUGACCUUCGCGGACGAGUUCGCCAUCGGUUACUUCAAGAAGCAGGGCUUCAGCAAGGACAUAAAGCUGCCGCGCGCCAUGUACCAGGGCUACAUAAAAGACUACGAAGGCGCCACUCUGAUGCACUGCGAGCUGAACCCGCGCAUCGUCUACACACAGUUCACCAGCGUCAUACGCAGACAGAAAGAGAUCGUGAAGAAAUUGAUCGACAUGCGUCAGAAGGAGAUUAGGAAAAUUCACCCGGGGCUUACUUGCUUCAAAGAGGGCGUGCGCAGUAUCCCGGUGGAGUGCAUUCCGGGGCUUCGCGAGAGUGGCUGGCGGGGCGCCAGAGGCACCGGCGGGGAGGCCGAGCCGGACGCCGAGCACAGCGUGCUGCGCGCCGUGCUGCACGCGGUUAAGAAUCAUGCGGCGGCGUGGCCAUUCCUAAAACCAGUCGACAAGUCCGAGGUGCCAGAUUACUACGACCACAUCAAAUAUCCCAUGGAUCUGCGCACUAUGGGCGAAAGGCUGAAGUCCCGUUACUACGUGUCUAAGAGGCUCUUCAUAGCAGAUAUGACGAGGAUAUUCACCAACUGCCGGCUCUACAAUUCCCCGGACACAGAUUACUACAGAUGCGCGAACCUCCUUGAGAAAUACUUCCACACCAAGAUGAAGGAGGCAGGCCUGUGGGACAAA
Messenger RNA from Iphiclides podalirius (scarce swallowtail), 2448 nucleotides. The record is from the annotation of a GenBank genome assembly. NCBI's taxonomy places the organism in Eukaryota, Metazoa, Arthropoda, Insecta, Lepidoptera, Papilionidae.